AUGCAGCGGCUGCUGAGUUCAAUGUGCCUUAUCCAUGUAUUUGGAAAGAUAUUUUGUCUAUUUGAAAGAAAUGUGAAUCCUGAAGCUCGUAUGAACGUUAGUGAGAUUAUUGCCCACUGGAAAUAUACAGGCGAAGAGUAUGAGGUUGUAACUGAUGAUGGUUACAUCCUUCUAAUUAACCGAAUUCCUCAUGGAAUUAACACUAAUAGUUCAGGCCCAAAGACGGUAGUAUAUUGUCAGCAUGGCUUGUUCUCAACCGCUGGUGUGUGGGUUGCCAAUCCCCCCAACAACAGCCUGGCCUUUGUUCUAGCAGAUGCUGGGUAUGAUGUGUGGAUGGGAAACAGCAGGGGAAGUACCUGGGCAAAGAAACACGUGAACUUAACUACAGAUUCUGAAGAAUUCUGGGCUUUCAGUUAUGAUGAAAUGAUAAAAUAUGACCUUCCAGCCACUAUUGAUUUCAUUCUGAAGAAAACAGGACAAAAGCAGAUUUAUUAUUUUGGCCAUUCUCAAGGCACCCUUAUCGCUCUGGGGGCGUUUGCAACAAAUCAACAACUGGCUGAAAAGAUUAAAAUCGCUUUUUUACUGGCUCCAAUUGCUACUGUUAAACAUGUCAAAGGUACUGGGCGCUCUCCAGCUUACUUCACUCCAGAGACUUUCAAGCUCCUUUUUGGUGAAAAAGAAUUUUUGCCUACUGUAGCUUUCAGUAAGCUGUCUGAAUACGUUUGCAACAUUAAGGUGCUCAAUGCUGGAUGCGCGGCUCUUCUGGGAUCGCUGAAUGGAUAUGCUCCAAAGCAGUUAAACAUGAGCCGCGUUGACGUGUAUGUAAAGCUAAGUCUAGCCGGAACAUCAGUUCAAAUUCUCCUACAUUAUUCUCAGGCAAUUAAGAAAGGUGUGUUUCAGGCUUAUGAUUGGGGAAGUCCAUCUCAAAAUAUGCUACACUACAAUCAGAUUACUCCUCCAUUAUACAAUGUGGAAGAUGUGAAGGUUCCAAUAGCCAUGUGGACUGGUGACAAAGAUUUUUUGGCUAAUCCAAAUGAUGUUGCAAAUUUGGUGCCCAAAAUCUCCAACCUCAUGUAUCAUAAAAAUAUUCCUGAUUUUAGCCAUCUUGAUUUUAUAGUGGGAUUAAAUGCUAGAGAAGAGGUUUUCAAUGAAAUUUUAACACUUCUUGCUAAAUCUAAGUGAAGGUGAAUUUCU
This is a messenger RNA of Psammomys obesus (fat sand rat), 1194 nucleotides long. RefSeq names its product tear acid lipase-like protein. The transcript has 9 exons. The record is from RefSeq and is a predicted model, not a curated record. Gene Ontology annotation, biological process: sterol metabolic process. NCBI's taxonomy places the organism in Eukaryota, Metazoa, Chordata, Mammalia, Rodentia, Muridae. The coding region runs from base 1 to 1182 and encodes 393 amino acids. Gene Ontology annotation, molecular function: sterol ester esterase activity. Gene Ontology annotation, cellular component: intracellular membrane-bounded organelle.